CCGAACCCAAAUUAGAUUUGGCGGGAUUCUAACUUGGGAAUCAGAACAGGAACAUAGUUUCAUUUCACUCCCUGAUGAAUCUCUGCUCUGCGAUUUGCCUCAAAAUCUCACAACACAAGCUAAGUUCAGGUGUAAAUUUGAAAACUUGGUAGAACAAUCUUACAAGAGAAGAAACAACCACAGUGCUGGUUCAAUUUUCCCCCAAAACACAAAAGGGGUUUACGUUUUCGUCAAUUUUCAGCCAUGGACGCCAACAACAACAACAACACAUCUUCCGAUCAAGUCAUUGCAGAAAUGGUUGAAAUGGGUUUCCAGCAUUCCACCAUUCUCGAAGCCAUUGAAGCAGUAGGUCCAUCGAUUCGCAGCGCGGUGGAGCAUAUUUUCAAGACUACCACCAUUUCUAACCCUAACCCUAACCCUGAACCACCAACUCACACCUUCAAAUCACGCAAUGGGAAUGCCCUGAAUAAACAAUCUUUGCCGUCGUCGUCGUCGCAUCCGAAGCCAAUUGAUCAUUAUUUCAAACCCAUUGGUAAAGUCAAGAGCAAGAAAAGUGAAAAUGAGGUUGUUGUUAAUGAUGAUGUAAUGAGAGCUGAAGAGUUGGAUGUAACAUCUGAUUGGGAGCAAAAAUUCGAGAAAAGCGAGGUUGUUAUUGCUGAUGAUGUAAUGAGAACUGAUCCUGAUGUAGCAUCUGAUUGGGAGCACACAGUUAGCAAGUUGUUGCAAAAACAUUUUGGGUUUUCAGCAUUGAAAAGUUUUCAGAAGGAAGCACUAGCUGCUUGGGUUGCAAAUGAAGAUUGUCUUGUUCUUGCUGCAACAGGAUCUGGUAAGUCUCUGUGCUUUCAGAUUCCUGCAUUGUUAACUGGGAAAGUGGUGGUUGUGAUCUCACCCUUGAUAAGCUUGAUGCAGGACCAGUGCUGGAAGCUAACAAAGCAUGGGCUCAGUGCUUGCUUUCUCGGUUCUGGGCAACGUGAUGAUACUGUUGAAAGGAAAGCAAUGAAGGGUGUGUACAGUAUAAUAUAUGUUUGCCCGGAGACACUUCUGAGAUUGUUGCCACAGCUGCAGAAGCUUGCAAAUGGCCGUGGAAUUGCUUUAUUCGCAAUUGAUGAGGUGCAUUGUGUUUCUAAAUGGGGUCAUGAUUUCCGUCCAGCUUACAGAGAAUUGUCUGUGUUAAGGGAAAGUUUCUGUACUAGCAGGAUAAAAUCCCUGAAAUUUGAUAUACCUCUGAUGGCCUUGACAGCUACUGCUACAAAGAGAGUUAGAGAAGACAUUUUAGAAUCACUAUGCAUGUCAAAAGGAACAAAAGUUGUUCUCACAUCAUUUUUUCGACCUAAUUUACGCUUCAUGGUAAAGCAUAGUAAAACAUCACAAGUUUCUUAUGAGAAAGAUUUUCAUGAAUUGAUUAAGGAAUAUGGUAGAGAGCAAAACAUUGGUGGAAAUAAAGAAGCUUUCAUCUCAGAUGGUUCAGAUGAUAGUGGUUCAGAUGCCAGAAGAAGCUCUGAUACAGACAGUGUUUCUUCUCAUGAAUUGGAUGACAACCAAGAUAAGUAUGAUGACAGCAAUAUUAAUGUAAUGCUUUCAGGAAACAUAGACAAUCUUCAAGAGCCUUUGCAACCAGGACCAGCAAUCAUAUAUGUGCCCACCAGAAAAGAAACACUGAGAAUCGCACAGUACCUAUGCAAGUUUGGCGUGAAGGCUGCUGCUUACAAUGCAGGGCUUAACACGUCGCAUCUAAGCAGGGUUCAUAAAGAGUUUCAUGACAAUACUUUAGAGGUUGUAGUUGCAACAAUAGCAUUUGCAAUGGGGAUUGACAAAUCGAAUGUCAGAAGAAUCAUCCACUAUGGUUGGCCGCAGAGUUUGGAAGCCUACUACCAAGAAGCUGGACGGGCUGGUCGAGAUGGGAAAUUAGCAUGUUGCAUUCUAUAUGCAAACCUAGCAAGAAAGCCAUCACUUUUGCCAAGUCGUAGAAGUGAUGAUCAGAUAAAACAAGCAUAUAUUUUGCUGUCUGAUAUUUUCAGAUAUGGAAUGAAUACUUCACAUUGUCGCGCAAAGACACUUGUUGAGUACUUUGGAGAAGAUUUCAGUCAACAAAAAUGUUGCUUAUGUGAUGUGUGCAUUAAUGGACCACCUCAAAGGCAGAAUCUAAAAGAGGAGGCCUGUGUUUUACUGCAAACAAUAUGUGUCCAUAAUGCUUCUAGCUACUCCUUGGAUCCUUCAUAUAAUGAUGAUAUCCACUUUGGCUCCAAAAGUAGAAGGCUAGAAAAGAGACCCAGUCUUAUGAAGUUAGUUAGAAAUAUAAGGAAGCAGUUUCAAAAGUUUGUAACCACUGAUAUAUUAUGGUGGAGAGGUCUUGCUCGAAUUUUGGAAGUUAAAGGAUACAUCAAGGAAGGAGAUGAGAAGACCCAUGUUCAGAUAAAAUACCCCGAGGUAACAGAACUGGGAAUGGAAUUUCUGAAGUGUGAGCAAGCUUUUUAUGAGUACCUUGAGGCUGAUAUGUUGUUUGCCAAGAAAACUAACAAACCAUAUUCCUCAUUCUCAGAAUGGGGAAAAGGUUGGGCUGAUCCUGAGAUCCGUCGCCAACGCUUGGAAGCAAUGCGACUUGAUAGAAAUCCAAUGCAGCGAGUUAGAAAGCAACCAAAGAGGAAGACAAGUAAGAAAAAGAAUAGAAAAUUAAUUCCUGUUGAAGUAAUGUAGUAACCCCAAACCGAAGCAAAGCAUAAGGAUCAGCAUUGUUUGACUCAUAUACCCCCACCCCAAGGAUAUGUUGAACCAAGAACACCAUUCAUGGCAUUUGGCAACAUCGUUUUCGCGGUAAUAGGCUUCUCUGCAUCGUUCAUAUUUUGUGUGCCGAACCUCAAAAGAUGGCACACGAAACAACUGGCUGCACAAAAAUUAAGAAUCAUCAGCGAGGCCUUGGAGGUGGCAGAAGAAAGAGUGAUGAGAUUCGAAGAAAGACAUGACAGAAUUUUGAGAGAAAUAAGCGCAUGUUACUUGACCAAUGCAGAAGUUGUUGAGGCACUAGCGGGUGCUCGAGCUACCAUGAACCAGGCAUUGGAGUUUGCUGUUGAUUUGAGGACAAUUCAGUACAAAAUCAUUGCCUCUUUCCCUGAUGUAAUCGAUGUUCUUUAGGAAUUAAGGAUUCAAAAAACAAGAGGAGCUUGAAUUGCUCUCAGUUUUUAAAGCUUGCUUAAGAUGUUUCGGCAUGUAAUGUUCAUUAUACAUCUUUAUAGUCCUUGCAUGUUACAAUUUAGGAGUAAAUAGUUGAUCAUGCGACUUUGUAAGAUUUAAAGUUGAGUACUCAACUUCAACUUUACUAUAUAGAAGUGUAUAUCAUCAUUAAUAAUACAUUAAGUGUCAUG
Lotus japonicus is the source of this 3359-nucleotide messenger RNA. RefSeq names its product ATP-dependent DNA helicase Q-like SIM. NCBI's taxonomy places the organism in Eukaryota, Viridiplantae, Streptophyta, Magnoliopsida, Fabales, Fabaceae. Gene Ontology annotation, biological process: double-strand break repair via homologous recombination. The record is from RefSeq and is a predicted model, not a curated record. Gene Ontology annotation, cellular component: cytoplasm; nucleus; chromosome. The transcript is spliced from 15 exons. Gene Ontology annotation, molecular function: nucleic acid binding; four-way junction helicase activity; protein binding. Bases 244 to 2694 code for a protein of 816 amino acids.